GCGGCUAACGGAAGAGGCGUCCUAGCACAGCUAGAGUUUACGUGUCCUCCUGAAUCAUGGGCAGCACACAUAAUGGAUGAGUUAUGGAUUAAAGACUGAUUGGUGAAAGAACAUAUAGCAGCUAGAAAACACCCGGCCAUCAGCGAGCGUCUCCUGCGUGAUGUUUGCAGGAUAUGAACCGUUUUCGUCUGCGGCGCUAUGAUUCCACUCUUGAUAGCAGGGGUGGUGUUUCUGGUGGGAUUUGUGUGCGUCUUACUCUUCAGAUGGCUUUGCUGUAGGUUAGUCAUCCUUGUCUUCCACACUGCCCUGAAUGCGGAGCUGAAAAUCAAGUCAGUCGGCUUCUUUUCGCUGCAUGGGAUCAGCGUCCAGUUCUUGCCUCAACAUACCCUGGAAAUCGACAAAAUAUGGAUUUCAAGCAAAUUGGUGAACCAGGACUUUCCGAGGUACCUGGCACUGUGUGUGGGGGAGGUGCGGGUGCGGCUAGACCUGCAGGAGCCUCUCCCGCAGCGGGGGAUGGGCAGCCGCGGAGGGGGCGCACGUGAGGCUCCGACCAUCCCCACCACACUGUACCUCCUCUCCCAGUUGGUGUCGCUCCACGUCGGCUCCGUAAACGUGAUGUUUCUGAACCCACUGCUGCCUGAGUCCCUGUGGCACAUAGCCAGCUCUGCCAUCACACUACUGCUCCAUCACCACAACAAGAGGUUAUCCUGGGAGUUUUCGGUGAGCCAGCUCAGCAGUAAAGUGUUAAGGAGCAGCAGACUGCAGGACACGUGUCUGGCAGAGGUGUCUCUGGGCCUGGCUGUGAGUGGAGACGUGAGUUUGCAGGACCUGCGCCUGGGACGGCUGUCUCUCAGCGUCAGGACACUGCUGGCCGAGCUGCACGAGGGCUUGUUUCACUCUAACGUAAAGCCCCCGGGGGCGGCAUCUCGGCCGGACACCUGCCCCGCCCCCACAGAACAUGCAGACGAGAGCAACCAGAUGGAAGUAGUGGAGAAGCUCCAGCAGAUGGCGCCGCAGCAGGUCAGCGUGGAGUUUGAGAACACCAACAUCACACUGUCCAUGCACAGCCAGAAACGGCACCUCAACUGGACCCUGAAGUGUCUGAAGGUGGGAUACAAACAGGAGGAGGAGGAGGAGGAGGAGGAGGAGGGGAAGGUCAGCUGCCCUCACAGCUGCCUGGAGAUCCUGCUGGAGGAUGGACUACUUCUCUCUCAGAGCAGACAGAGAAUCAUCUGUCUCAACACCUUUAAAACUCAGCUCCAGGUGAGCUCUGAGGACACCUGUGGUACAGUCACCAUCAGCACCUGUAUCGUGCACUACCGACAACAGGAGUUCUCUCAUUGGCUGGACCUGUUCCCGUGGCAACAGCUCACUCACAGGAAGCCCCAUCACAGAAAAAGGAGACUUCCUGUCUUGGAGGGGUCUGUGCGGCUCAGCUCCUCUGUGUCCAACGUUAACGUGUCUGUCCAGCUGGGGGACACGCCACCCUUUGCUCUGGGCUUCAUCGCUGUGGACGCAGAACUGAAGCACUGCAUGGCACCAGCAGAGGGUGCUCAGCUGCGUGUGAACGUGACCCGGCGAGCCUCUGUGUCCCUAGACCACCUCUGGUGGCGGGUGGGGCAGGGGUCCCACAUCCAACAGGCCCCCCAUCCUCCAGGCAGACACGUGUGGGGAGAGGCCGUCAUCCUGGACUCCGUUGCCCUGCAGGCCAGCUCCAGUCUGGUCCGGACUGUGGACUCCACCUCCACGGUGAGCGGGGGUGUGGAGGUGCGUGUGCAGGGUUUGCAGGUGGAGGUCUCUGAGACGUGUACCCUGUGCCUCUCUCGACUGCUUUCCCUGCUCCGGCUGGCCCGCAGUCCAGAGACGUCCGCUGCCGGGCCUUCGACUGGCUCGGAGACACCAGCAUCUGUACCCCCCACCUUCACCCUGGAAUUGGACCUGAAGGACGCCAACGUGUUCACCCUGUCUGAUGUGGCAGGUGCCGUGGCGCUGCGGGUGGACGCAGUCGCGGCCCACAGCUUGGCCGAAGGCGCGAGGCUCUCGGUGAGGGGCGUGUCUCUGGCUGUGCUCCCGUCUCUGAGCGAGAGCACGGAGCCCUGCGGCCCUGCAGAGAUGACCUCAGACGCCCUGCUCAGGCUCAACACACUCAGCCUGGUUUACCACAGCAGCACAGACACUCUCCUGGAGGUACAGAGUGAACACUCGCUAGCUCUGCGCUGGACACCGUCCGACCACAUGUGUCUGUAUCAGCACGUGUGUGAGACCAGGAGCUGCUGGAACACUGUCUCUGCAGCGCUGGGUGUGAAAGGGAAACCCGCCACCCCGGCCUGCCCGGCGCCCCCUGCAGGAAGCCUAGAGGUGCGCGUGGAACUGGCGCACACCCAGCUCACAGCGUAUGUGGCAGAGCAGAACUUCAUAGCGGCGCGUGCUGACGGCCUGUCUGUGUCCCGCCGGCCGGGGAUCACGCAUGCCAGAUCCCCUCGCCUGGUGCUCAACUUCGAUGGCAACGACAUCUUCACGUUGGGCGAGCCGGAGGUGCGUCUGCUGGACGAGGCGGAGGAGCUGCGCCCUCACCGCGUCCGCGACCCGUCGCUCUACGCCCGCACCAACCGCGCCUGGCUGUGCUCCUUCCCCAGCCUGGCCAUGGAGUUCCCCUACCGUUACGACUUCUCCGCCACCUUUGACAGGGCCAUCAGCGUGCAGAAGUGGCUGAAGGACCUACACGCGGCCCCCGCGCCGCCGGACCCCGAGGCCCCGUCCGGCCCCGGCCACCUGCCGCCGGACCUGCUGGUGCGCGUGGGCACCUUCUCCUUCGUCUUCCUGGAUGACGUCUUCGAGAUCAAGCUGCGUGACAACUACGAGCUGAUGAAGGACGAGAGUAAAGAGAGCACCAAGCGUCUCCGGCUGCUGGACCGCCGCGUGGCCGAGCUGCGCAAGCAGCAUGGCGAGCUGUUGCCCGCGCGCAAGAUCGAGGAACUGUACUCCUCGCUGGAGCGCAAGCACAUUGAGAUCUACAUCCAGCGCUCGCAGCGGCUAUACGCCAGCACGCCCAUGCGGAAGACCCUGCUGGCCUGGAGCGUCACCCAGCUGGAGCUGCUGGCGCUGGCUGACCCGUCACUGCACGGGCCUGAGCGCGUGCGCCAGCUGCUGGGGCAGGUGGACGCCAUCAGCCCCUUCCCCAGAGACGGCCUGCCCCUGGUGGUGCAGUGGGCCCGAGCCGUCUCCUUCAAGCUCACCGCCUUUCUGGUGAGGAUCAGGGACUACCCCCGCUACCUGUUUGAAAUCAGGGACUGGGAGCUGUCCGGGCGUCUCAUAGCCACGGAGCAGGACGGCCAGCAGCGUGGACGACGCAGGGAGGUUGUCCAGCUGGGUGAGCCGUGGGGAAACGUGACCGUCUACCGCAACGUGCCCCAUCUCAAGUUCUACUACGACGUCAGCUCCAAAAUCUCUCUCUACACUAUUGUGUGGGGGCCGUGCUGGGACCCUGCCUGGACUCUGAUUGGCCAGGCUGUGGAUUUACUCACCAAGCCCACUGCAGACCCCUCCCCCCUGCUGACCUGGUGGGAUAAAAGCAGACUGCUUCUUCACGGACACUGGCACAUGGACAUCGAGCAGGCCAACCUGCACCAGCUGGCCACUGAGGACCCUUACAACACCACGGAAAAUAUGCACUGGGAAUGGAGUACGCUCAGAUUCCAGUGGAACCCUGGCCAGUUCGUGUUUCAGGGGGACCUGGACGUCAACGUCAGGACUGCCUCCAAGUAUGACGAUAUCUGCUUCCUACACCUUCCCAACCUGUGUAUGACACUUGACCUCCAGUGGCUCUGUCAUGGCAACCCGCACGACCACCACGCCGUGCUGCUUUGCUGUGCGGAGAAUGUGGCCGAGUUCACCUCGGGUCAGCCCCAUGACUCCUACCGGGCCUUCCGCUCGGAGAACCUCAACCUGUCCAUCACCAUGGAGCUCGACCAGCACCACGGCACAGGGCCCGCCCAGCCCCGGAUCCUGCUCUACAGCAGUACGCUGCGUUGGAUGCAGAACUUCUGGGCCACCUGGACCAGUGUGUCGCGGCCCAUCUGCAGGGGGAAACUGUUCCACAGCCUCCGGCCCUCCCGCAAAAAACUCAGCCAGCACUACAAACAGAUGUCCUACACGGCAGAGUUCCCUCAGCUACAGGUUCACUACUGGGCAUCGUUUGCUCAGCAGAGGGGUGUCCAGCUGGAGUGUAGUAAGGGUCAUAUCUUCACAAGAGGAGCACAGAGACUCAUCCCACAGGCGGGCACGGUAAUGCGGAGGCUGAUCUCAGAGUGGAACGUGACCCAGAUGAUGAGUGAGUUGUCUCUGGUCACUGUGUACCUGAUGUCCUCGACCUCAGACGAGACGGCGGACCAGCCAAUCAAUGCCCAGGUGAAGAAGACACACCUACUCAGCCUGUCCUCACUCAGCUAUCAGAGACAGAGCAACCGUGUUGAGGAGGAGGUGAACGUGAAAGACGAGAGUAACGCGUCGUACACACACCGUCUGUGCCUGGUGGACCUGCGAGCCUCCUGGACCGCCACCAACCGGAACAUCGCCUUCGGCCUGUACGACGGCUACAAGAAGGCGUCGGUGCUGAAGAGGAACCUGUCCACCGAGGCUCUGAAGGGGCUGCGCAUCGACACACAGCUGCAGGUCAAGAAGCUGAAGCGCUCCGCCUCCACCUACAUCCCCAGCAGCACCCCCACCCCGCACCGCGCAGAGAAGAGCCAGAAUGAAGGCACGUCUAUGCUUCAGAAGCUGAUCGAGGAGACAGACAGGUUCGUGGUGUUUACUGAGGACGACGCCGGUGUGAGCGACCAGCUGUGUGGAAUCGCAGCCUGCCAGACGGACGACGUCUACAACCGCAACUGGUGCAUCGAGCUGGUCAAUUGUCAGAUGAUGCUGAGAGGCACAGAGACGGCAGGGUGUGUGUUGGUGUCUGCUGCCAAGGCCCAGCUGCUGCAGUGUGAACACCUCCCAGCCUGGUACAGCGACACACUCAAGCAGAAGACCACCUGGACCUGCUCGCUGGACUGCAUGCAGUACUUUGCCACCAUGGAGCCCAACCCCUCAGAACAGGAGGAUGGCCAGCUAUGGCUGGAGGUGAAGAGCAUAGAGGAGCACAGGCAGCGUAACCUGGACUCUGUCCAGGAGCUGAUGGAGAGCGGUCAGGCAGUGGGCGGCAUGGUUAGCACCACCACAGACUGGAACCAGCCCUCACAGGUUCAGGAGACGCAGCAGGUCCAGAGAAUCAUCUCGCGCUGCAGUUGCCGCAUGUACUACAUUGGCUACAGCUACGAUAUCGACCCUGAGCUGGCCACCCAGAUCAAACCGCCGGAAAUACGAGACCACCACGAGAAGGAGGAUCUUCUCAAAAAGCAGGCGGGUGCGGUGGACACCUUCACUCUGAUCCAUAAUGAGCUGGAGAUCUCCACUAACCCGGUGCAGUACGCCAUGAUCCUGGACAUCGUGAACAACCUCCUUCUGCACGUGGAGCCAAGGAGAAAGGAACACAGCGAGAAGAAGCAGCGCGUGCGCUUUCAGCUGGAGAUCUCCAGCAACCCGGAGGAGCAGCGCAGUAGCAUCCUCCACCUGCAGGAGGCGGUGCGCCAGCACGUGGCUCAGAUCCGGCACCUAGAGAGGCAGAUCUACUCCAACAUCAGGGCCCAGCCGGAUGAGCUGAGAGGAGACGAGCAAUCGGAGAUCAACCUGCGUCUGCAGAACCAGCUGAACCAGGAGAAGACGGACCUGCAGAUGAAGAGCGAGGAGCUGAACAUCCUCAUCAGAUGUUUUAAGGACUUCCAGCUCCAGCGUGCCAACAAGAUGGAGCUGCGGAAGCCUCCGGAAGACGUGAGUGUGGUGCGGCGCACGGAGGUAUACUUUGCCCAGGCGCGCUGGUGCCUCACAGAGGAGGACGGGCAGCUGGGCAUUGCCGAAUUGGAGCUGCAGAGGUUCAUGUACAGCAAGCUGAACAAGUCAGAUGACACGGCAGAGCACCUGUUGGAGCUGGGCUGGUUCACCAUGAACAACCUACUUCCCAACGCCGCCUACAAGCAUGUGAGGGUGGUGUUGCGUCCCCAGAGCCCCUGCCAAUCAGGACGACAGCUCGCCCUACGCAUCUUCAGCAAAGUCCGGCCCCCUGUGGGCGGGAUUUCCGUCAAAGAGCAUUUUGAGGUCAACGUGGUGCCGCUCACCAUUCAGCUCAUGUACCAGUUCUUCAAGAGAAUGAUGGGAUUUUUCUUCCCUGGGAGAAACGUGGAGGAGGAGGAGGUCGGGGAUGAAGAGGACAAGUUCCGAUUGGUCACUACAGGUGUGGUGAAGCCAAGGCAGGUGUCGGAGGACUCCAUUGGGGCACUAGGACCCAGCAAAGGAGUCAUGCAGGGGAUAAACCGCACGGCUGGAGUCAGGAGGUCAUUCCGUAAGACACCAGAGCACCCCGUGGACGACAUUGACAAGAUGAAGGAGAGAGCAGCCAUGAACAACUCCUUCAUCUACAUCAAGAUCCCUCAGGUUCCUCUGUGCGUCAGCUACAAGGGCGAGAAGAACAGCGUGGACUGGAGGGACCUGAACCUGGUGCUGCCCUGCCUGGAGUAUCACAACAACACCUGGACAUGGCUGGAUUUCGCCAUGGCAGUGAAGAGGGACAGCCGCAAAGCCCUGGUCGCCCAGAUGAUAAAGGAGAAGCUACGUCUGAAGCCAGCCUCAGCGGCGGACACACGUAGCCGAGUGGUGGAGGGGAAGAUCGACUUCCUCCUGCAGCAGCAGGCAGAAGAUGAGAAGGCGCGGAUGCUCGGCGUCAGCGCAACCGACAGGACAUCCAGCAAGAAGAACAUCUUCAGCCGCCGCAAGUGAGUGUCCCACCGAUCAGGACGCGGGAACUCUGACACCUCUCCUCUUCACCAGACGUGCCUUUGGAAGGGCGUGCUGACUCUGGUUCGACCCCAGCAGGAGCCCAGUUCCCCUUCAUCACAAAAUCAGUCAAGGACGAUGCCACACCAGUCUCCACGACCGGGGCAGCGUAUAUAUAAAUGCACAUUACAUUCUCACACACUGCUGACGUUUUCUAGCAUUUGUGUUCUGCCUGAUUCCCACUGUACUUCUGUGCACUCCACAUGGACCUGGAAUAACCGUCACAUGACCCUCCGGAUCUUGGGAGGGCACCAGUUCACCAGUUAAUUAUCUAACUGCACCACAGACUAUUAAUGACAGCUACCAUCUCUCCUCUUAGGAGGAGAGCUUAGGAGACUUGCUGAAAUCUAACGGUGAGGUCUUGUACACACAUUUCUACGCACUUUGGAGGAGACACAUGAUGAACCAAAAGGGGUGAGAGAGAAGUUUCCCUCCAGAGAGGUGUUUUGUAUGCGGUAUUGAACCUCGUUAAUAUUGGCUUGCCUACUGUCAUGACCCCUGAACUGAAAACGCCCUUAAGAAAUUUGCUUAAUAACUAAGAUCGCAAACUAGUAACAGGUGUGUACUAUAGAGUGUGUGGCCUCAGAUUUACUGUACUAAUGACAUAUUUGUGCAAUACCUAGAAGAAUAUCAGACUGAAUAUCAGACCUAUGGUGAUUGUGUUGACAUCGAUCUUGAUGGGGAGUGUUUUUUGUUGUUUUGUUUUCUAGGGAACACUAGUUUUAACACUAUGGCACUUUUUAGUGUGUUUUGAGUGUUUUGUAGUAUGUUUCUUGUUUAGUGUCAUUUCAGUUUCAUGUCAGGUGCUGCACAGUUUUGUUUUCAGAGAUCAGAAGAGAAGCAUCAAAACAUGUCACUUUUUUCAGCUUCAAUAUUAAGGGAGAUCUUUUCUAUCAGAGCAGUAGCUGUUUUUGGUUUGUUUAUUUCUUUUUUUAUUUGACUAGAGUAUGUCAUCAUGCUUUGUAAUUUAAUUUUCAGAAUUAAAAGACAAAGCCUCAACAAA
Messenger RNA from Electrophorus electricus (electric eel), 7930 nucleotides. The record is from RefSeq and is a predicted model, not a curated record. Lineage: Eukaryota; Metazoa; Chordata; Actinopteri; Gymnotiformes; Gymnotidae.